UCAAACUGUGGUUUCUGAACUUGGUAUCUUAUCGAAAUUUCUUAUCAUAUUUUCAAUACCUUUUUAUCUCUCACAAAGGGCGUUAAAGAAAUCCCUCUUCUCUCUCUCUUCAACUGUUUUAUCUUUACUAGAGCUUUCACCAUCUUAGAUUUAGUUGUUGAUCACAAUGGUUCAUAUAGACAUACCUAGGGAAUAUGGCUAUGUUUGUUUCUCUUGUGGGAACCUCUUCAAUUUUUAUCUCACUCUGGCAUGGUAUUAGAGUUGGAAUGGCACGUAAGAAGUUUGGAAUAAAGUACCCUAUAAUGUACAGUGAUACUAACAAUGUUUUCAACUGUUUACAACGAGCACAUGGAAAUUUUCUGGAAAACUAUCCACAAUUUUUGUUUACACUACUCUGUGGUGGUUUGUCCUAUCCAAAAUUAAGUGCUUGUGCUGGAGUUGUUUACCUUCUAGGAAGAAUAGCAUAUGCAAAAGGUUAUUCAACUGGAGAUCCUGAGAAACGCUAUAGGGGAAUGUUUAUGCAUUUUGGAAUGCUGACACUUCUUUUCACUACUGGACACUUUGCCGUUAGCCUUUUGGGAUGGAUUUAAGCAACUUGUUUUACAUUUCAUAAAUCUUUUGAAUAAUUUUGAUAAUAAAAAUACUGAAUAAAGUUCUAUAUAGUAAAA
This is a messenger RNA of Uloborus diversus, 668 nucleotides long. Its product is annotated as microsomal glutathione S-transferase 3-like. The coding region runs from base 195 to 590 and encodes 131 amino acids. Gene Ontology annotation, cellular component: nuclear envelope; endoplasmic reticulum; membrane. Gene Ontology annotation, molecular function: glutathione transferase activity; glutathione peroxidase activity. The record is from RefSeq and is a predicted model, not a curated record. NCBI's taxonomy places the organism in Eukaryota, Metazoa, Arthropoda, Arachnida, Araneae, Uloboridae. The transcript is spliced from 6 exons.